Messenger RNA from Thunnus maccoyii (southern bluefin tuna), 4840 nucleotides. It is a transcript of the gene smarcad1a, whose product is annotated as SWI/SNF-related, matrix-associated actin-dependent regulator of chromatin, subfamily a, containing DEAD/H box 1 a. The coding region runs from base 353 to 3547 and encodes 1064 amino acids. The record is from RefSeq and is a predicted model, not a curated record. Lineage: Eukaryota; Metazoa; Chordata; Actinopteri; Scombriformes; Scombridae. The transcript is spliced from 23 exons. Gene Ontology annotation, molecular function: ATP binding; ATP-dependent chromatin remodeler activity; chromatin binding. Gene Ontology annotation, cellular component: nucleus.
AUGAGCGGAGCCAGCACUAGCACGCUCCAGGGCCGGGAGUUCGCGGGAAACCGGCUGUAGACAGGCUACAAUCUUAAUCGGGCUCGGGAUUAAACAACCGCUUUGCGUUGCUAAAUCAGGUUGUCAUCGAUUGAUCCAUUAUGAACCAUUACGAUUGAAAACGGAGCGGUGACACAGCCUAAAAACAUCGCUGCCCCUGAGUGCUAUGCUAACAUUCGACGCUAGUUAGCUGGGUUGUCACAUUGGCUAACGGGGACGUUGUGCUUCAUGCUACUGUGCAGGGAAACAACUGCUCACUAGAAAAAGAGACAAAGGGGGAGCCGCUGUCAGCCACGAGAGAUACACUGUUAAAAUGAGUCUGUUCAAUUUAGACCGUUUUCGUUUCGAUAAGAAGGCAGCGACGACAACGGACAAAGACCAGGAGAGCGGGUCCAAAAGUCCCGAGUCUGAGAAGGAGAACAAGCCAGCUCAGAUGAAAACGGUCAAAGGUCCACCAAAGUCCCAUGCCCGAGGAGUGGUUUUUGAGGAAGUCAUUACGGUUGAUUUAGAGGAGGAUGAGCCAAAAACCAAAAUAUCAUCAACAAGGAAAUCCAUGGACCCUGUAGCGAAAUCAUCUAAAAAUGUGGUAACAGAUCAUACAGACGAUGAGGACAACGAUCUGGAGGAAAAAACGAACAGACUACUAGAGAUGUUUCCUCAGCUGAAGAGGAAGGAGCUAAUGGAGGUCAUUGGAAGCACAAGCACAUUGGAAGGGGCUGUAGCUGCAUGCCUGAUGAAGUUUGGUGAUAAAGAAGACAAAGGCAGAAAGAGAAAGCCGGAUGGAUCCAGCAGCUCUCAGGACAGCGGUGAGAUUCAACCCAGCAAGAAGAGGAGACCAUCAGUGAAAACAAAUUCUGAUGAAGAAGAGGAUGAAGGUAAAGAACCAAGCUGGGAGAAGCAGGAGGCCAUGGUUAGAAGACUGCAGAAGAAGUUUCCUGACCAGGACAAGGAGGAGCUGCGGAUGGUGCUGCAGGAACAUGACUGGAAUGUCGAGGAUGCUCUUCAGGUUCUUCAAAUGUUCUCAGAUCCAGAUAAUACUAGCUUCAGCUCACCUGAGUCAGAGGAGAAGAAAUCCAGCAAAUCAAAGAGCAAAGACAACUCAGACGGGGACCACAGAAAGUCGAAGCGCCAUAAAAAUCAUGGAGACAGUAAAAACAAGAGAGAUCGUAAGCAUUCCAAAGACCAUAGAAACGUCAGUGAAACGGAUGGGGACAGUACGGAUGCUACAAAGGACAGUGAAGACACAGACUCAGAAGAAAGCGACGGGUCCAAAAACAAAAGUAGCACUUCCACUCUGUCUUCAUGGCUUAAAAAAAGUUCUGAUUCAGUGUCUUCAUCCUCUUUGAAGAAAACGACUACCUCUUCAUCCCAGAAGCCGUCCUCCUCCUCCACCUCCUCUGCUGCCCAGAUGAUGUCCAGAUUUGCCAGUGGGACGAGUAUAGCCAAGAAGGAGGCAGCAGAGAGAAAGAGGAAAGCACGUGCUUCAGAUGAACACGUCAGUUCUGAGGGGGAAAAUGACUAUGAAGAGGACACGGUUAGCAGUGAGUUUGAGGACUCGGAUGAUGAGCUGGACUCUACAGGUGGCAUGACGGAAAUGAAGAAAGAGAUCCUCAGUUUCUUCCAGGAGGCGUCAAUAGAUGAGCUGUCACUGAUUGCUGGGUGCUCUGUUAAAAAAGCCCAGAAGAUUGUGGAACUGAGACCCUUUGAUAAAUGGCAAAGCCUGGUCGAUGCCUUUAAUAAGGAUUAUGGACUGUCAGAGGACUUAUUGCUGGGCUGCAGAGUCGUCCUCAAAGAGCGGAAGGUUGUCCUGGGGCUCAUGUCAAAAUGUGAGACCAUUUCUUCAAAAAUGGUCAAACAGGUCACCAUGAUGAUGGAAAAGGGCACAGCGGCCACAAAACAGCCCAGUGUUCUCAACAGCCAAUUUCAGCUGAAACCUUAUCAAAUGAUUGGUCUCAAGUGGCUGCUUCUUCUGCAUGAACACAACCUGAGUGGUAUCCUGGCUGAUGAAAUGGGUUUGGGAAAAACAAUCCAAGCUAUAGCGUUUCUGGCCCAGUUGUACCAGAAUGGAAUAGAUGGUCCUCACCUCAUCACUGUGCCAUCUUCUACACUGGAUAACUGGGUCAGAGAGCUCAAGCUGUGGUGUCCAAGCCUCAAAGUUCUAGUUUAUUAUGGCUCUGUAGAGGACCGCCGCUACCUCAAACACGACAUCCUCAAUGAAGAUGUUGAGUUCAAUGUCAUUGUGACCACGUAUAACUUGGCCAUUGGAAACGACAGCGACCGCAGCCUUUUCCGUAAGCUGCGUCUGAAGUAUGCUGUGUUUGAUGAAGGUCACAUGCUGAAGAACAUGAACUCUCUGCGCUACCGCCACCUCAUGGCUAUUAACGCAGAGCAUCGCUUGCUGCUGACAGGAACUCCCUUACAGAACAACCUCUUAGAGUUGAUGUCUCUCCUGAACUUCAUCAUGCCUUCUAUGUUCUCCAACUCUACUACACAGCUCUCCAAAAUGUUUUCUAUGAAAUCCCACGAGGAGCAGAGCCGUUUCGAGAGGGAUCGCAUUUCUCAGGCCAAACUCAUCAUGAAGCCUUUUAUACUCCGAAGAGUCAAGAGCGAGGUCCUCAAGCAGCUGCCAGCCAAGGAAGAGAAGGUCGAGUUCUGCUCAAUGAGUGAGAAACAGCAGGUUCUCUACCAGAAACUCUUAAAAAAACUCAAGGCCUCCACCAACGGCGAGAAGCGUGAGUUGUGUAAUGUGAUGAUGCAGUUAAGGAAGAUGGCCAACCACCCUCUGCUUCAUAGACAGUACUACACCACAGAGAAGCUCAAAGCCAUGAGUAAACUCAUGCUCAAGGAGCCAACUCACUUUGACGCAGACGCAGCUCUGAUCCAGGAAGACAUGGAAGUGAUGUCAGACUUUGAGCUGCAUCGUCUCUGUCAGCAAUACACCUCCAUCAGCUCCUACCAGCUUGAAACCAAUCUUCUGCUCGACUCCGGGAAGUUCCAUCACCUCACCGGGCUGCUGGCUUCACUCAAGGACCAGGGAAACCGAGUGGUUUUAUUCAGUCAGUUCACCAUGAUGCUGGACAUUGUGGAAGUACUGCUGAAACAUCUGAAGCAUCGCUACGUUAGACUGGACGGAUCCACACCCAUAGCAGACAGGAUUGUGUUGAUCGAUGAGUUCAACACGGACCCUGACAUAUUUGUGUUCCUGUUGUCAACACGUGCCGGCGGCCUCGGCAUUAACCUCACCUCAGCUAAUGUUGUGAUCUUACAUGACAUUGACUGCAAUCCCUACAAUGACAAACAGGCUGAGGACAGAUGUCACCGUGUAGGUCAGACCAGGACUGUGCAAGUGAUAAAGCUGAUCAGUAAGGACAGCAUAGAGGACUGCAUACUGCAGCUGGGCCAGAAGAAACUCAAACUGGAGCAGGACAUGACCACCGCUGAACAGGGUGGUGAGGGGAACAUACCUGAAGAUAUGGCAUCUUUGCUCAGAGCCUCACUGGGACUGUGAUACGCAAACACGUGAAACUUGACUGUACAAAUACAUUUUAAAGGCAUUUUUGUGAUUCUGGGCAGACUUGAGUGUUCUGAUCGAACACACACAUUAGUGUCUAUACUGGAAAAUUACUGAAAACCAUAUGCUGCCAUGGAGAAAAAAAAAAAAAAAAUCUGAUAUUGAGAUCUCAUCUCAUGUGUAGCAUGGUAGCUGUGCCUAAAACACUAUUUUUACAUGCACACAGGUUUUGCUCUUACUUUGACCAAGAGACCAGUAUACAUAGGCUAGGCAAAAAUUUUGCCUUUUUAUAUAUUCAGCACUCCACAUGUUAUGCGAGGGUCUCAAACUGUAAACAGAACAUGGUGUUUUAGAAGUUCAGACCGAACCACCAGUAAUGCAGCAUAUGUUGGAAGGCAGCAUUGAACUUUUGAUACCCUGGAUAUUACGACUGAAAUAAAGUAUCAUAAUUUAAGUUCACAUAUCCAUGUCAUGUGAACACAGUCUUAUAUUAUUCAUGAUCAGAUAAAGGUACUGUAUGUUUGUAAGGAUAAUGACUGAAAAAGUUUAAUUUCAGUCUUAAAAUUUAGCAUGGAAAUUGUGCUUGCAUACCUGCAGAGGUGGUGUAAGGAGUAUAGUAGAUUUUUACCAUCUUUCUUAUGUGACAGUGUAACAUCUUGCCUGUUCCUCUUAAAAAAACAAACAAAAAAAAAAAUGUUUACACCCAAACUUCUUUUGCUGCCAUGAUCCAUAACAACAUUUUUUAAGAGCAGCAGGUAGGACAACUCUACAGAAAAUGUUGAUUUCUUCUUCUACGACCAAUACAGAACACUUUUUGACAGUUGUGGUUGCAUCAAAAAGUUAGCCAAGUAUUUGGUAAAUUGUAUUCACUGUCACUAUAUGUGUAACAUGUGGAGUUUCAUCCUGAUUUCAUAGUUGAAGUCUAACUCUGUUACCAUCUGUGAAAUUGAUGAGUAAAGGCAGCCUGAUUGGUUUCUAUUGACAUGGUUGUUUGGGUGUGGUCCAUGCAUUUAACAUACAGUCAUUACAGUUUUAUAGUAUGGAAAACAGUAUUCAAGUACAAAAAUAUAAGAUGAUUGGUUCUUUUGCUGUUUUUAUUCCUCAAAAUAUCUUAAGCCAGGUGACACAAAGAUAAUGAUGAUUUGAGGAAGCAGCUGCUACAUUGAUGCACUGUAUGAUUGCGUAUUGUCUUGUAAGUGUACACGUGUUGCUGUAAAAGCUUUUACUAAGUAAUUUGUAUGUUUUUUUUAGGUUCGAGUUUGAACUAAAUAAUAAAGAUUUCAAUAAAUA